GUCCGACCAGCCACAGUAACAGCUGUCGCUCUCACCUGCACUGGAUAAAGCUUCAAAUCCUUCCUGGAUCAGCAGCAGCGAGGCGAAGCUUCUGAGCACCGCUGGAUCAACAUCUGGACGCUCAGCUGAGAAUGAGUUUGAAAGCUGCUGGGAUCCAAGCUGUCUAUGAAGCCCUUACCGUGCCACAUGAGGAAGAGGAGGAGGAGGAGGAUAAUGGGAAAACGACUGAUGAUGAGGAGCCCAGAGCGUGCGGUGUUUGUGGUGAUCGUGCAAAGGGUUACCACUUUAACGCUCUGACAUGUGAGGGCUGCAAAGGCUUCUUCAGACGUGCCAUAAAGAGGUCAACACAGCUUCGAUGUCCAUUCCUGAAUAAAUGCACCAUAACCAAAAACAACCGGCGCUCGUGUCAGGCCUGCCGCUUCAGAAAAUGCCAAGCUAUUGGCAUGCGGAAAGACAUGGUCAUGUCAGAGGAAGAGGUCUUGGAGCGACGAAUCAGAAUAAAGAAGAAAAAGAUUGCAAACUCAACCACAGAGCUUUCGUUCCAACAAGAAAAGAUGGUUGAGGAGCUGCUUUGUAGCCUCCGCAACACAUUUGACUCAACAUUCUCACGUUUCACUGGCUUCAGGCCUAGGGAUAGAGACAUUUUGGCAGAGAACCAGGAGACCACCUGUCCUACAAAGACCUGCUCAACAGCUGAUAAACCUGCAGCUCCGCCUACAACAUCCCCCUACCACUGCUCCUUAUCCCCAGUCCCAUCCUCCCCGUCUUCCUCCUCUUCCACCUAUUAUUUCCAGUCCAGUUUCUCUGAGAAAAUUGACGGCCACCUUGGAGACAAAAGCAGCUUUGUUUAUACUAAUCUCCCACAUCUGUCUGACCUCACCACUUACAUGAUUCAGGACAUCAUCCGCUUCUCUAAAAGUCUUCAGGACUUUCGGUCUCUAAGCAUCGAGGACCAAAUAUCUCUACUAAAAGGAGCCACAUUUGAAAUGAUGCAGAUCCGCUUCAACAUGGUUUUCAACACCUCUACAAACAACUGGGAAUGUGGCCAUAUUACAUACUGCAUACACGACGCUGUGAGAGGGGGUUUCCAGCCGCUCCUUCUGGAACCCAUCUUCAAGUUUCACCACAAUCUUCGCAAGCUGGACUUAGGGGAGGAGGAGUACGCCCUCAUCCAGGCCUUGUCUCUGUUUUCUCCAGAUCGUCAAGGAGUGCAGCAACAUGCCACCAUUGACAGAGUUCGUGAAAACUUGGCACUGACGCUGAAAACCUGGAUUGAUUGUAAGAAAACAGGACCAAAAAAGCUCCUGCUGUACCCCAAAUUGAUAGCCUGCCUCACGGAGUUGAGAACGAUGACUGAAGAGUACAGUAAGCAGGUCUUGCAGAUCCAGGAGGUGCAGCCUGACACCAUCUCUCCCCUCAUGAUGGAGGUGGUCAGUAAAAACCCCUGCAAGCACAACUGACACCAAAAAACUGGCCACUUCAAGCUGUUUUGUAGAGGUUGAAAAACUGAAUGUACCCACUGAUUUGCUGCCAAGUGAGAAUCACAGGAGAAGAAUGAAGUCAAAUCCUGAUAAAUUCAUCACCGAUUGCUGCCUUUCAGUGCUUUGUCGUGGCAUUGUGAAAAAAAUUCAAAUUGUUUACCAUGAUGUUCACUACUCUAAGAACCGUUAGACUUUCUUCUAAAGACAUUUGUAUUGUCUCACUUCUUACCUCAGGUUGAGUUUAGUUUUGUGCUUGUUGUGUCGUGCAUAUAAGUAAUGUAAAACUUAUUGUAAAUUGAAUUAAAUUACAAAAGCGUAGGACUCUACAUGACCAGAAAUUAUUGUAGAACUGUAUCUCGAUAUACUAAGAAAAAGAUCUUGUGAUGGAAAAGCAACUUCCUUUUGAAAAUCAGUCUGAAAAUCUGAAAUACAGGGUAUUUUAAGGAACUAUGGAGGACGGUAUAAUCAUUGUAUUUUCUCUUCCGCUCUGGAGCAGCAGGACUCUGCCUGUCCGUCUUUGUGCGAAAUCUCUUUUGAGGCUUGAGCCUCCAUGCAUUGAAGCAACCAAUGAGAAAGUAGGGCCCCGAUUGGAUGACAUGAAAAAAUCUGUUAUUUACAUUGAGACUAAGGUUCUUAUGGGGUGUAUGGAGCAGGGAUGGGUCAGGAGCAGGUGUUGAAGCUGGCUGUCCGAUGCCGAUUUUCAGAACACAUAAAAAGAUUGACUGAGAAUGUCAAGACAGAUGGGACAUUGUCCUCAUGAGACUCAUUUAGUCAGAAUAGUCUCGUGCUAAACUCUUGCUGCGGUUUCUGGAGUUUAUUUCAGAGCAUUUCAUAACAGCUAUUUUCGCCCAUUGUGGUAAUGUGUUUUAUGUGUUGCAACAUUUUAUUAAAGCAGUACAUUAUGUUUGGGUUUAAUUAACACCACUGAGCCUCCCCUGUUUCAGAGACCAGCAGCUGCCUCUGCCUUAAAGACUUGUCCAUGAGUUUAAUUGCAAAGGAGAUCUUGAAGGUUUGGCCAGGAAGGAUUGAGGAGAUCAACAGAAUUAUAGAAGAUUCGGCUGACAUUUUCCUCUGUCCCAAGUGUACGGCCUUCUUUAACCGAGGAGGUUACAAGAAGCUGCAUCUGAAGAGUUAUGGUGGAAGCGCCAAUACUGUCAACCCAGACAGUUGCUGUCAUGUCAAUAUAAACUUUAUGGUCUUUCUUCUUCUCAUUAUAGUAGCUUCAUCCUCUCUGUUCCAGUCUGGUUGUGACACCAUCCUAGAGGGAAAUGUCAUUAAGGCUACUGCCUUCAACACAUUUGGCUAUAGAUAAUAGAGAUGGGCCGUUUUUUUAAGGUUUUGUCCUGUUUCGCAGACAUUAGCUUUCAGCAAAGCUUUUAUUGUGACUAACUGAAUGUGCUCCCUUUUUGCAAAAAGACUGGAUCAGAGCUUAUCUUUAUAAAGGUUUAUCUCCUAUACAGCGCCUCCUAUGGAGCAAGUUUACCGUCACCUUUUCUAACAUAGAAGUAUUUUGGGAUUGGCGCUUCUAUGUUGCUUUUGUGUGUCUGCUUCUGUCUCCUUGAACCCCGUUCGGCCUAUGCAGAUGGCCGCUCAUACUGGGCCUGUUUGUGCUGAAGGUUUCUUCCUGUUUAAAGGCAGUUGUUCCUUUUUACUGUUGCUGCAUGCAUUAUCGGUACGAGGGAUUGCUGAAGAGUCAACACAAUGCAAGCAAAUACCUACAGUCACCACAUGCUCAUCAGGGAGGAGGGAAUCUUGCAAAGUCAAUAAAUCCACUUUACUUAGAUGGCUAACUACCUAAUGCUCUGAUUGAAUUGUCUCUGUAAAUCGCCUUGAGAUGACAUGUUGUGAAUUGGUGCUUUAUAAAUAAACUGAAUUGAACUGAAUAAUUGAACUUCUUUUUA
This is a messenger RNA of Cyprinodon variegatus (sheepshead minnow), 3382 nucleotides long. It is a transcript of the gene nr1i2, whose product is annotated as nuclear receptor subfamily 1 group I member 2. Gene Ontology annotation, molecular function: nuclear receptor activity; RNA polymerase II cis-regulatory region sequence-specific DNA binding; zinc ion binding. Gene Ontology annotation, biological process: cell differentiation; negative regulation of transcription by RNA polymerase II; positive regulation of transcription by RNA polymerase II. The coding region runs from base 132 to 1460 and encodes 442 amino acids. NCBI's taxonomy places the organism in Eukaryota, Metazoa, Chordata, Actinopteri, Cyprinodontiformes, Cyprinodontidae. Gene Ontology annotation, cellular component: nucleus. The transcript has 9 exons. The record is from RefSeq and is a predicted model, not a curated record.